Juglans microcarpa x Juglans regia is the source of this 1354-nucleotide messenger RNA. Its product is annotated as disease resistance protein RPV1-like. The record is from RefSeq and is a predicted model, not a curated record. Gene Ontology annotation, biological process: defense response. Lineage: Eukaryota; Viridiplantae; Streptophyta; Magnoliopsida; Fagales; Juglandaceae. Gene Ontology annotation, molecular function: ADP binding. The coding region runs from base 266 to 1354 and encodes 362 amino acids. The transcript has 2 exons.
AAACUAUGCAUCAUCUGCAUGGUGCUUGGAGGAGCUAACGAAGAUCCUUGAGUGUAAGAAAACAAAACAACAAAUUGUUUUACCAGUAUUUUACCAUGUAGAUCCAUCAGAAGUACGAAAUCUGAGAGGAGGUUUUGGAGAAGCAUUGGCUAAACAUCAGGAGAGGUUCAAAGAGGACCCAAAGGUGCAGAGGUGGAAGGAAAGCCUACAAGAGGUUGCCGGUUUGGCUGGAGAACAUUUGGAAGACGGGAAUGAAUAUGAAUUUAUGGAUAAAAUCAUUCAAUGGGUGGACUCAAUAGUAGUUAAAUCUACAUACCAGUUAGACAUUGCUGAGUAUCCAAUUGGACUAGAUUCUCGUCUAAAUGACUUGAAUACUAAGUUAGAAAUUGGAAGGAAUGACAUUACUCUCAUGAUAGGGAUUUAUGGAACUGGUGGAAUUGGUAAAACAACUAUCGCCAAAGCAGUCUUUAACUCAAUUGGAUGUCAAUUUGAAGCUAGAUGUUUUCUAGCAUAUGUUAGAGAGAAAUCGAGUCCGAAGGACGGUCUAGGGCAACUGCAAGAGAAACUUCUUUAUGAGCUCUUAGGAAACUUUGGAAGUUUGAAUAUUGGCGGUGUUGGAGGUACUAAUGUUAUAAAGCAUAGGCUCUGCUCUAAAAGGGUACUUAUAAUUCUUGAUGAUGUGAAUGAGUCAUGCCAAUUACAAAAACUAGCUGGAAAUCAUAAUUGGUUCGGUCCAGGAAGUAGAAUAGUAAUAACAACAAGAGAUCAACAUCUAUUAACUCAUCAUCAAGUUGAUUCAACAUACGAAGUGCAGGGAUUGGACGACAACGAAGCUAUUCAACUAUUUAGUUUGCAUGCAUUUCGAAGAGACAAGCCAGUUGAAAGUUAUGUAGAACUCACAAAAGGUAUAAUAGGUUAUGCUAAGGGCCUUCCACUAGCUCUUACAGUGCUUGGUUCAGAUAUGCGUGGUAGAAGUAUAGAUGAAUGGAAAAGUGCAUUGGAAAAGUAUGAAAGAAUUCCUUGCAAGAAUAUUUAUGAAAUUCUUAAAAUAAGCUAUGACGGGCUGGAUGAUAAUGAAAAAAAUAUUUUUAUUGACAUUGCAUGUUUCUUCAAGGGGAAUUCUGUUGAAUAUGUCACGAAAAUACUAGGUCUUUCAUCAUAUUGUGGCAUUGUAAGGCUUAAAGAAAAGUGUCUCGUCAAUAUUGGUUAUCAUUAUGUGGGGAUGCAUGACUUAUUGCAAGAAAUGGGUAAAGAAAUUGUUCGACAAGAAUCGCGUAAAGAAGCUGGAGAACGUAGUAGAUUGUGGUCUUAUGAAGAUGUUCGUCAUGUAUUAGAAGAAAAUACUGUAAGAUGA